This is a messenger RNA of Cyphellophora attinorum, 561 nucleotides long. RefSeq lists its product as uncharacterized. The record is from RefSeq and is a predicted model, not a curated record. Lineage: Eukaryota; Fungi; Ascomycota; Eurotiomycetes; Chaetothyriales; Cyphellophoraceae. Bases 1 to 561 code for a protein of 186 amino acids. The transcript has a single exon.
AUGUCUCCCCGCAACAUGAAGCUCUCCCUCUCCACAAUCUUUAACACCAGUCCUCACACAGAAGAACGCUCAUCGCGCUCACGCAUCCGCCGCAGCAACAACACCCCGUCCUCAUCGGUCUCACCGGUGCCCAUCUCAGUAGCAUAUUCGUCUACCCAGCCCUACCCAUUCUUAGCUCGCCCGCACACACCCAUCACCAGUCCUGGCGGCGACUCACUCAGCACGACUUCCUCACCUAUGUCAUCCUCAUCAAGCCCGAGCCCGGCUCGCUCUCGCUUGCGUCACAUUCGACGGCAGCCAUCGACUGCAGACCUCGCACUGCACGCUGAGCGGACUGGGCUUUUAAGUGGAGCGGAGAAUCUUGGGUUGGGGUUGCUGGAGCCACGGCCACGGGCGGUGAGCAGUGGGAGCAGUGGGAGUCUGAGCACUAUGAGCAGUGAUGGGAGUGGCAGUCCAAGGGAAUUCUGUUCUUGGGAAGAAUUCUUCUUGCACGAAAACGAGGGGUUCGGCAGGGAGGUUGUGCUGGAUGGCAUCUUCGAGGUUCUGGAACGAGGCCGAUGA